Messenger RNA from Rotaria sordida, 1167 nucleotides. NCBI's taxonomy places the organism in Eukaryota, Metazoa, Rotifera, Eurotatoria, Philodinida, Philodinidae. The record is from the annotation of a GenBank genome assembly.
AUGCCUGAAAUUCGUCGUGCUCGUGAUAACAAUGCUUUAUUUGAAUAUCAUGAAAAUCUUGCAAAGAAACAUGGUCCAAUUUUUCUCAUUGGCUAUGGUCCAUUGGUGCGUCUUGUCGUGCUCGAACCAGACUUGUUGGCCGACGUUCUUGGUCGAUCACACAUCUCGGAUUAUACAAAGCCAAGAGAUUUGACUACGGUACUAAAACCAUUGAUCGGUUCUCACAAUUUAUUAGUAAGCAUGGGAUUGGAACAUGAGCGCGCUCGACAAAUGCUUAAUCCAGCAUUUCAUUUUGUUAAUCUUCAAUCGAUGAUUUCGAUCAUGGCUGAUCGAACAGCUGAAGCUAUUCAUAGGCUUCUGACGUCUUCGACCAAUCAACCGAUCGAUCUACAAAAAGAACUGAAUUCACUUACGCUAACUAUCAUUGCUUCAAGUGCAUUCGGUCAAGGUUUCGAAACCAUUGUCGAUGCUAAAGAGAUCAUGUCUCGAACAUUUACCGAAGCACUGGAAGCGGUUAUGUAUCGAACAAUGCGUAUGGUCAAUCUCAUACCUUUUCUUGCUCGAUUACCGUUCUGGCGUAAACAUAUUGUUGACCGAGCUACUCGAAUGGUGAAUGGAUUCGUUGAUCAGAUUAUUAGUGAUAGAAGACAGGGAAAAUCAACAAGUUCUUGUGUCGGAGCCGAUCUACUCGAUCUCCUUCUUUCUGCAGUCGAUGAUCAAGGACAACCGUUUACAGAUGAAGAGAUCAAAGAACAAGCAUUGACUUUUGUUCUUGCUGGACAUGAAACUACCGGCAAUUUGAUGGCAUGGGUGAUGUAUGUUCUCAUGACUCAUGAACAUGUUCUACAUGCUUGUCGAGAUGAAAUCGAUCGCAUUUUGCCCAAUGGUUUAGAACCAACUUAUGAUCAUCUCAGUAGUUUGUCUGUGUGCGAAGCUGUCAUUUAUGAAACACUUCGUCUCUAUCCACCGGCGCCUCUAUUUACGCGCUACUGUAUACGAGCACAUACAAUCGGAAGUGAGGGUCAUAAACAACUUCACAUACCUGUCCAUACGACUGUAUGGUUAAACACUUAUACACUUCAUCGUCGAGCAGAAUUCUGGCCUCGGCCACACGAAUUCGAUUAUACACGAUGGUUACGUGAUCCUAGCACAGUCGAUCCAAAUUAA